CCCAUCAGCAGCUCCGUUUUCUCCCCUCCUCGAUCUUUUUUCCUCCCUUUCUCCCCUUCCGUUUAUUUCUCCUUUUAUUUAUUUUUUUGUUGUUUCGCGGCCCCGUUUUCCUCCGAGGAUCCUCUCCCUCUCCUCCCCGAGCUCCAGCAGUGCACAUCCUGCUCUGCUGUGUGUGCUUACAGCGUCAAAGGGUGGACGUGAUAUUUCAAACAUCAGAUCAGUGCGUUUAUAUAUUGGGUGCCCGGAAAUUUUUCCAAAUAAACACAGCUUGAUUCGACUUGGGUGGGCAGACUUAUCAACAGACUAAUUCUAUAAACAAAUGAAGGAAUAACCCGGAGACCAUUGGCUGGUACCGGCGAGACACGUGGAGUGAGCUCGGAGUUUUGUAGCAAUGAAAUUUUAAUUAAUGUGGGUGGGCUGAGAACACAAACGACUGUUUAUCAGAGACAAUUUAUUUUCCAGUGCUAAGUCAACAUAUAAUAGCAAACUUACAACAAUUAUUUAACUUUUUUCCCCCCCCCUCCUUUUUUUUUUUUUUUUUCUUUUUUUUUUUUUUCUUUUUUUUUUUUUUUCCUUUUUUUUUAAAGCUAUGAAGCGGGGACAGAGGCAGAGCGAGCUUGUUCGGGCUGGGCUGGGAUCUGAGCUCGCACAAACCUCUCCCUGGCAGACUCAUCCCUCCUGGGGGGAAGAGUCGGAGCCCCGAGCCUGCCGGCCAUGAGUCACCUCUACAGCCCCCACCUCUCCCCUAUGGGCUCUCCGUCCAUGCUGUACCUUCCUGCCGCUCUGGGCUUUGCCCCCAGCAGCGCGAUCACCCGGCAGGACCCUCCUCAGAAACCCCCCUACAGCUACAUCGCCCUCAUCGCCAUGGCCAUCAAAGAGGCUCCGGAGCAGAAGGUGACCCUCAGCGGUAUCUAUCAGUUCAUCAUGGACCGCUUCCCUUUUUACCACGACAACAAGCAGGGCUGGCAGAACAGCAUCCGCCACAACCUCUCCCUCAACGAUUGCUUCGUCAAAGUGCCCCGGGAGAAGGGUCGGCCGGGGAAAGGCAGUUACUGGACCCUGGAUCCGCGCUGCUUGGACAUGUUCGAGAACGGUAACUAUCGCCGGAGGAAGAGGAAGCCCAAAGCUUCGGGGCCGCCGGAGGUUCGCAGCGGUUCGGCUCCUCCCGACGGCGGCCGCCCCGACGAACCCAAGCGGGCCAAAGGGAGCGAGACGGAGCAGAGCCCGGCGGGGGAUUCGGCCGAUGAGGGGGUUGCGAAGCCGGCAGCGGGGCGGGAGGGAGGAGAUGCUGUCCCCGGGUGCCUGGAUCGAGGCGGUGCCGCCGCUCCCCGACCCCCCGACGGCCCGGGGGGUCCGCCCGCCGCCGGUGCUGGGCACAAGAGGGGCCGGAGCUUCAGCAUCGAGAGCAUCCUAGCCCAGGGGCUGCGGCAGAACCCCCCCGGGGCCGUCCCCAAGUCCCGGGAGAGCCCCGUCGGUUCGCUGGUGGCCAGCGGAGGCUUCGGUUCGGCCCUCAAUGCUUCCCUCAUGCUAGACUCCCAGGUGCACGGGAGGCUCUACCACAUCGGCAUUCCUUUCCUCUCCUGCUUCCCUUUCCACUUCUCUGAGGCGGUAUUUAAUUUCCAGUAGUUGCCCCCAUUAUGAUUUGUGUCCUCACCCCCCCCCCCCCCCUCCCCGUUCUGCUCGCUGAGAAGGGAGAACCCGGACUCGGACCUCACCACGCGGGUAGGGACCUAAAAGCAAUGCUAAAGGUUACUCAGGAUUUCAGGGCGUUCUCAAGGCACCUCUCACUGCAAAGCUCUCUUUUGUCAUUGCCUCAUCCUCUGCCACAUCAACUGAAAGGUAAACCGGAUUUUUCUCACAUCACAGAGAGGGGCAGCUGAAGGGGGAGGGGGGGGGGGGGUCAUGCUGGCCUCUAAGCCCUGCUAGGUUUGCUCUGCAGCUUUAACCUUUGCAUCCAGCAAGAUCCUCAGCUCCGCUUUCUGCAAAGUCCUUCCGCUCUCCAGUUUUCUUUAAUUUUUCCUUUUGGAAACCAAACCUGUCCUUCUUCUCUCUUGCAAAAGAGACUGAGACUUGUUUUCCUGUUCAUAUUCUGCUUGAGAUCAGCCCAGUCCUCCAAGAAGGGGAACCAGAGCUGGAACAGGGGCAAACAAAAGAACUCAGGCUCAUCCUUCACAGCUCUGCUUGCUUUGACUCAGCACUGUACAGAAUUCAAGCUGGUUCCCUGCCCAUCACUGUCCUUCUCAAGUACUGCCACAGCGCUUCCGCCUCUCUGUUGUGACUGUGGAGAGAGGGAUGGCUGAGCAAACAUGUCUGGAAGAAGAAGUGCUUUCCACGUGUUGCUGGGAUCAGUUGCUUCUGACCAAAAAAGACUGGGCUGCCGAGGCUGAUUUUGGCAUUUUGGAGUGUUAACAACCCAGAAAUGAAACAGAGAACAACAACCAAAACAAAACCAACAAACAGAAAACAAAAGACUUCAGCUGCGUUUCUCAAAGUUUUCAUAUAUAUUUUUUUCUUCAAGAGGGAAAAAUCAAGGCUCCUUAGAAGCAAGCAGGAAUAUUUCUUUCUGUUUUUAUUUUUAUUUUUCCCAUAAUAGAGGCUUUUUGUAUAUUAAUGGAUAAAUGCCCUUUUGGAAGAAAAAAAAAUAAUCUAUAUUCUCUUUUUUUUUUUUUUUUCAUUAUGAAAAUAUCCAAUAAAAGUAUUUUG
Tympanuchus pallidicinctus (lesser prairie-chicken) is the source of this 2703-nucleotide messenger RNA. RefSeq names its product forkhead box L1 (gene FOXL1). The coding region runs from base 715 to 1626 and encodes 303 amino acids. Gene Ontology annotation, biological process: regulation of transcription by RNA polymerase II; anatomical structure morphogenesis; cell differentiation. Lineage: Eukaryota; Metazoa; Chordata; Aves; Galliformes; Phasianidae. The record is from RefSeq and is a predicted model, not a curated record. Gene Ontology annotation, molecular function: DNA-binding transcription factor activity, RNA polymerase II-specific; RNA polymerase II cis-regulatory region sequence-specific DNA binding. The transcript has a single exon.